GGUAAAUACAGUAAUUUGGGGGAGAGGAGGAAAAGAUAUGAAGACUUUGCUGUCCUCUGAGGGAGGAUGAAAUGAUGAUGCUAAGAAGUGGGUAGAGGAGGGUGCGUGCUCCAAACCUAGGGACUGGCUCCACUAAAUGGGGGAGGAUCAAAUUAGAAAAUGACUUAAAGGAAUCCAGUUUGGCUAAAACUUAGAGGGCAGCCUCUAGUUCUUCCCAUAGAAACAGUCAGGGGUAUACACGUCUUUUCCAGGUCCUUUGGGUUUGAACAUAACUUAUCAUAGAUCACUUUGCGGUUAAGAGUCUGCACAUUCACAUUUUAACGCUCACUUAUUCUUAUAAGAAUAGGAGAUUUGUGAAGUAUACUUCCCUGACACAGAAUUAAUUGUAGUAUAAUAAUAGCAAUUGCUAUUUUUGCUUUUUGCUACCAAUUAAUGGUAAUGAUCUAGAGAGAUUGCUUUUAUUAUGAAACUCCACGGAGUGCAUAUAAGUCAUCCGUUGUCUGGCUUCUGUUGGUGGUGAGGAAGGAUAGGAACAGCCAAACUUUCUCACCCUCACCAACAUCAUCCUUGCUUACAAUCUCAACCCAAAGGCCCAGGGCGAGGAACAGUUGUUUAGAUCACAUUUCUCAUUUUCAGAACAAAAUGUCCAAGUCUGGAAAGCAGGAAUUCCUCAUGUUAUCCAUCUCCAGUAUAAAAUGAUUUGGUUCUUCAGGGAUGUGUGUGAAUGUCGUAUUUCCACACACAUAGCAUUUUUGCUCUGUCUCUGAAGUUAAAGGAUUUAACUAAUUUCUAAGAGUGUAAAUACAUUUUUUUAAAAAUUAGAUGAGGUGGGGAGGGCCCAGAAAUUAUAGACAACAGGUCUAUAAAGUGCUCUUUUUUCUAAACUGAACAGUUUACUUAGCCAUUGUAGACAUAGCCUUUAAGACAAUGCUGUUUGGCUGAAAAAUCAUCAGCAAAUGGACAUUUAACUCCACAAAGAAGUUACAUUUACUCUACACAACUGACAUUUUGUUGUCUCUGCAUUUUUUAGUUCCUAUAAUAAGUUCUCAGCAGGUAGUAUAGGACUACAAGAAGAUUCCUCUUAGCUUGGUGAAACUUAGUUCUACGUCUCAUCUAAGAGGCUCAUCUUUUUUGUUCGGGAGAAUUUCAUAAGGAGGGAUUGAAUGAGUAAGGCUAGAAGGAAGUUAAAUCUGGGAUUGGAAAUGAGGUGUUUCUGGCAUAUAUGAGUCCGUACAACAUUUUUGUUUGUUUUUAGUGGUUGGGACUCUUCCACUUCUUUAAAAAAAAAAAAGAAAUCUUUCUUACAUUACAUUGUAAUCAUCAGAACUAUAAAGACACUUAUUGUCAGGGAAUAGCAACUGAAAGAUAUUUCAGAGCUAAGAACUGUCCAUUUUUGCUGUCCUGAUUUCUGACUGACAACCUUGGGCAAAACACAUAAAAGAAAGCAAAGAUGCAGCCUAUGGAUGACCCCCAAAGGGGGAAAUCCCUGAAGCUCUGCAGAGAUCUCUGCUCCCUGAAGCAGCAGUGACUUGUCUUUGGCAGUGAGGGACAAGCAGCAGCCACUGUUCCAUGGGAACAGGAUUUGGUAAGACUUGGCUAGGUGGUCUGUGGCCAAACUAGUUCUCAGGAUGUUUGACUAAAGGUACACUUUUGUUUGGGGGAAGUCUAAACAAGCCUUUUAAAAAACAGUGCCCUGGUGGGCAGAUAGCAAGGGCUCUGGGGUUCAGGCGGCUAUUGCUUUUUAUUGGGUGGUGUGGGGUAGGAGACUUAAGAGAGCGUUUACUUGUAAAAUGACCAGUUCCUUUUGAAAUGACAGUACUUAGGGAGGAGAGGAGAAGUGUGAGUGUAAAGGCCUGCCUUGUGUCUCCUACCUAGGGGAUGAUUAGGAGGUGUGAUGGGGGCUCCUGAUUGUUCCCAUUUAGAUGUGCCUGUUGCUACUCAAGUCUUGGUCCCGGAAGCACUUCUGUGGCCCCAGAGGCUGCGGACUUCCUUGCAUGACUUCACGCGAAGCACUUCUGGACCUCCGUUUCUCAGUCCCUUAGCUUAGUAUGAUCUCUUCUCCUUAGAACAUGUUAUCUGCCUCUUCCCUUUGUUCUACCACUCCCUGUUGUGUACCACGACUUACUUGUGUGAAUGUCGUAUUUCCACACACAGCCACCAUCCUAUAUUAGAUUUUAAAUUCCUUGGAGUCAGGAUCCUUUCAUCGUUGCCUAGCAUAGUACAUGCUUACAGUAAAUGCUCAAUGUAGAUAUACCACUUAAGGAUCCCUAUGGAAGCAGGAAAGAUGACAAAUGACAAAAGAAGAAAUUAACUCUAAAAUGUAAGCGGUGAAGGAAAUCAAACUGAAAUAUGUACUCGAAUAUAAUGGAACCUUGGUAAGUGUUGCUUCCGGAUAGUUCUAUAACCUAUGUUAUUCAUGUUAUAGUCCCCUUAUGAUUUGGUUUUAGAGCUGGAAGUGAACUAAGAGGCCACCUCUAGUGAUUGAACUGCUCUUAAGACUCCAUCUUAUAGAGGAUCUCAACAGUAUGAUAAGAAAAAGAGAUGCAUAUGAGAGAGUGUGCAGAGAUUCUGGAUUUGUAAGUGAUUGGAUGUGGGAGAAAAUAUUGAAGGGGAUUGUAAUGUCCCAGUCUUAAAAACGUACUGGAAAGAGGAUGAUUUCAGCAGCAGAAAUAGGGAAGAAUUUAAGUGUAAAAAGAGGUUUAGAAAGGGAAAUAAUGAAUUCAUUUUGCAUUUGAGAUAUUCUUGGGAUGUUUAGAUGGAAAUUUUCAGCAGACAGUUGGAGAUACAUGACUGGAGUAUAAUUGAUGUAAAAUGACUGGGAAGAGUUUGAGACAUAUAGAUAUAAAAACCACCUAUUAGAAUUAAUCAUUGAAGCCACGGGAGUGAAUGACUUGCUAAGAGAAAAGUGUAAAAAAAAAAAAAAAAAAAAAAAAAAAAGCUGGAUAGAAACUUUGGGAACACUCAGAGUUCAGGAAGAAGAUGAUAAGUUUUGAAGAAAGUCUGUAAUACUGUACCCCUCAUUUUAGGCACAAAUUUGCCAGAAACAAUCUUUAUUAAUUUAACAUUGUUUCAUUAUCUGAGCUUUUCUAGCCUAAAGAUAGAAUGAUGUCCAGACACAGUUUCUCCAUGCUCUCAUACAUGAGUAAACAACCCAACAUGAUUUGAAAUAACAUAUAAUCUUGAACAAUGAAAAGGUCAUAUGUUAAUUACAUUUUUGUGUUAACAUUCCAAAAUGCUCAUCACUAAUCAAAACCUUUGUUGACCUUUCAACAAAGAACAGCUUUCUUUUAAAUGUUCUCCUAGUAUCAACACCUCCCCACUAAAGAUCGAUUUUUAUAUCAUCCUUUCUUAAUGGCAGGAUGUUUUUCAUACCUUUUGGGACAGGGAAAAGGAAACUAACUACCUAUAGAUAGGUCAAUAAUCCAAUCACAUCUGACAGUGAGGAAAGCAACUAGCCAAACAAAUCGAGGAUUAACUUUGAUGUCACUCAGUCCAUUUCCCUAAGAAAAGACCUUUUGUCCCACUUUGACACAGGUUUUAGGCCAGAAAAAAAAAUUUCUUAAUGUUUUCAAUUGGUCUAAAAUAGUAUUUUACUGUUUCCACAUGAGUCAGAAAAGGAAAUGAAGUUGUACAGAUAGGAAAAAACAAUGUUGUGAAAGUCGGAAGAGAGAAAGGAUUCUGAAGCACCAAAUCUCGCCUGUUAAUAUUUGUAUGUAUGUGUGAUCUAUAUGUAUACAUGUAUGAAAGAAAAUAAGAAAUGAGAAAUUGCCAGUGGAUUUGGGAGUUAGGAGGAUUGGAAUAGUUCAAAGUCAAGGACUCAUUUUUUUUUUCCUUUAAUAACUUAUUUUUGCUACAGAAUCCUCAAAACCGUUAGGCUGUUGGUUAGGAAAUAUUUUUGGAAAAUGUACAGAGUUCUGUUGACUUUGUGGGAUGGCAACAACAAAAACACUUAAAAUUUGUAAAGCACUUUUCUCCCCACAAACUGUUUAGUAGGCUUUAUUAUCCUUAUUGUGCACAUGAAGAAACUGAGAUGCAAAAACAUUAAGAGACUUAACCAAAGGUCAUAUAGCUCAAGUGUCUGAGUCAGGCUUCUGAGCCAGGUUCUCCUGCCUUCUAACACCUGGGCCAAGCUCCCCUGUGCUCCAGGAGACACACCUGAGACUUCAGGUGCUUAGGCUGACUAAGAGGCAAGACUUCUGGAGAGGUCCCUUUGAACUGCGGGAAGGAGGAAGGGCCUAAACCGGCUUGUAAAGGCAGAGAUGAAGAGGUAGUGCCUUCUCAGAAGCGAGGUUGAUCCUCACCAAUGAAGAGAGAGGCAGGAGGAUGGGAGGUAGGGUGUCUGCAGUGCUUUGGUGUGCUAAAAUAUUGUAGACAAAGAGAAAAUCUUGUCUCCUCUUUAAUCCCAUAACUAUUAUAUAUAUAAUUUCUCCCCCCCAAUUAUUAUAUUUAGAAUUAUUUAUAAUUUGAAGUUUUCAGGGAAUGCAGUUUCUGCCACCAGGAAGGAGUAGGGCACUUGUUUGAAAUGCUAUCUUUCCCUCAAGCUAUAGAUAGUCGGGCCAAAGCUUCUUACUUGUGAGACCUCAUGCUUUCCAUAAAGACUUUUCCCUCCUCCUCCCUCUCCUAGAGAUUUAGUACAAAUCCUCCAAGAGGUUAUUUAACAUUAACCUCGAAUAACAAUCCCUCCCCCCCACCUCACCCCCCUGUCAACUAACCAUCAGGCGCACCUAUCAGUGGGAUCCUGAUCCUGCAACAUCUCUCCUUGGGGAGCACGCCCAGGUUCUGGAGCCAUGGACUUGGGAGGCCUAGACAAUCUCAUUGCAAACACAGCCUACCUCCAGGCCCGGGAUGGAGACACCAAGGAGAUGCAGAAGCGCCGGCGCAGCCUGGCCCUGCCCGCCCGUGAGCACUGCGCAGAGCUGCGGCAAGCCUUGCCCACUCACUUUGAGAGUAUGUGUGAGCAACAGCCCAUCGGCCGCCGCCUCUUCCACGACUUCCUGGGCACGGUGCCCGCCUACAAAGUGGCUGUGGACUUCCUCGCUGAGGUAUCCAGCUGGGAACUGGCUGAGGAGGGCAGUACCAAGGACAGCACGUUGAGGGGGCUGGUGCAAUCGUGUGCCCAGGCCACCCCCAGAGGUCAGCUCCCCUUCCUCAGCUCGGCCUUGGCCACCAAGUGCCAGGCAGCCUCAGAGACGGAGCACGCUUCCCUAGUGGAGUUGGCCAAAGCCGAGACGAUGACUUUCCUGCAGGAUCAGCCUUUCCAGGACUUCCAAGCUAGCCCCUUCUUUGACAGGUUUUUGCAGUGGAAAGCCUUUGAACAGCAGCCAAUAACAGAAAAAUAUUUCGAGGAGUUCCGAGUGCUGGGGAAGGGGGGUUUCGGGGAGGUGUGUGCCGUCCAAGUGAAAAAUACUGGCAAGAUGUAUGCUUGUAAGAAGUUGGACAAGAAGCGGCUGAAGAAGAAAAGAGGGGAGCAGAUGGCUCUUCUAGAGAAGGAAAUCCUGGAGAAAGUCAACAGCCCUUUCAUCGUGACACUGGCCUAUGCCUUUGAGAGUAAGUCCCACCUGUGCCUGGUCAUGAGCCUGAUGAAUGGCGGAGACCUCAAGUACCACAUCUACCAUGUGGGUGAGCGGGGCCUGGAGAUAAACCGGAUCGUCUUCUACUCUGCACAGAUCACUUGUGGAAUACUGCACCUGCACUCGAUCGGCAUUGUCUAUCGGGACAUGAAGCCCGAGAACGUCCUUCUGGAUGACCGCGGCAACUGCAGACUGUCGGACCUGGGACUGGCUGUCCAGAUCAAAGACGGCAAGCCCAUCACCCAGAGGGCUGGAACCAAUGGUUACAUGGCUCCAGAAAUCUUGAAGGAAGAAGAAAGUUAUUCCUAUCCUGUGGACUGGUUCGCUAUGGGCUGUACUAUUUACGAAAUGGUAGCAGGGCGAACGCCGUUCAAAGAUUACAAGGAAAAAGUCAGCAAGGAAGAUCUAAAGCAGAGAACCUUGAACGAGGAGGUCAUCUUCCAGCACGCCGGCUUCACGGAAGAAGCCAAAGAUGUCUGCCGGCUCUUCCUGGCGAAACGCGCAGAGCAGCGCCUAGGAAGCAGAGGAGUAGGGGACGAUCCCAGGAAACACGCUUUCUUCAAAACCAUCAACUUCCCCCGCCUGGAGGCCGGCCUGGUGGAGCCUCCCUUUGUGCCAGACCCCAAUGUGGUCUACGCCAAAGACGUCGGCGACAUUGAAGACUUCUCUGAGGUCAGGGGGAUUGAAUUUGAUGAAAAAGAUAGAAAGUUCUUUAAAAAAUUUGCAACAGGCGCCAUUCCAAUAGCCUGGCAAGAAGAAAUUAUAGAAACGGGACUGUUCGAAGAACUCAACGACCCCAAUAGACUGUGCUGUGUGAAUGACAGCACGUCCAAGUCCGGGGUGUGUGUGGUGCUCUGACCCGGGACCGGAUUCUGGAGAAUGCUUGGGCAGGGCCUGGUCCACCAGAAGCUUUUCACCAACCGCGCAGCUGACACGUUUCAGUUUGUAAGUCACUUUGAGGUCUGCAGCCCCGUGAGUGCGUAGAGUAGCCACAGUAGCCACAUCUCUCUCGUUGGAGAGUUUCCACGAUUUGUCCAUAAUUGUCCAUAAUGGUACAGCCCAUAGUGUCUGAGGCAGAAUUCAAACCUAGCUCUUCCAGGUCCGGCCCUCCUGACAACCUGGGACUGCCCGCGUCACGGCCGGGGCUGCAGAGGCUUAACCCGGUUCCUGGCACAUGUCAGGCCCUGGAGAAACACUUCUUCCCUUCCCCCACUGAAUGGAUCACCUCCUUUUGGUUGGGGGUUUACAAAAGCAGAUGAUGUGUCAAUUUUUAGAGAGGACUAUAAAAGGGAUGCUUGGGAUUAUUUUGAUAAGUAUGAGCAUUUCACCAUCAUGUCCCUAUGAAUUACGCAGAGUCUCUGAGACAGAGAAUGGGACUCUGUGGUGUGUUCUAAAAAUGAUCAUUUGCAAUUCUUGGUAAACAAUCUUUUUUUUUGUUUGUUUUCCCUCUUCAUCUUUCAUUUUUUUCUUAUACUGUGAAGUUUAAAUGAAAGACUUUACAGGAGGAAAAAUUCCUGGCUUUGUCUUUUAAAAAAAGAAAUGGCAACUUUUUCAUAAUAUUACAGAUUAAAGAAUAGUGUUAAGUUGCUUUGGUAGAUCUCUAUAAUAAUCCUUUAAAUAAUUCACAAUUUUAACUUAAAAUUCCCUUGAUGGCAAAAAUGUUUUCAUCUAAUAGAUAUAUAGAUUGAUCAAGUACUGAGAUAGAUUCAGUCUUUUCCAACAAAAGCAAAUUCAGGGGGCAGCUAGGUGACACAUUGGGUAGAGCUCCAGCCCUGAAAUCAGGAGGACCUGAGUUCAAAUCUGGUCUCAGAUGCUUAACACCUCCUAGCUAUGUGACCUUGGACAAGUUACUUAACCCUAAUUGCCUGGGGGGGAGGGUAGGGAGGGAAGCAAAUUCAGAUCUUAAUAUCAUGUAAUAAUAAUAAAAAUAACAGCUAACAUGUACAAAGCACCUACUGUGUGCCCAGCACUUCCUGGGAAUGUAACAAAUAUCUCAUUUGGUCCUCACAACAGCUUUGGGAGGUGCACGUAAUUCAUUGUUUUGGUUACUUAAUGAAAACUUCUGUCUGGAAUUUAGAUAAUGAAUUCUCAAUCUCUAAAAGAGUUUUGUUUUAAAUAAUUAUGGGCUAAGUGAAAAUGAACAUAAUUGAUAUGUAUCCAGUAGAGUUUCUUUCCCUUGAACAUUUUCCCAGUAUAGUGAAUUCUAAUUUCAAGCAGUAAAAGAGAAAUGGAGGAACUCAGAAACUGACCAAAAAGGAUCUUGAAUUUCAAAUGGUAAAUGAUAUUUCAGUAUAUAUUAUAUACAUACACUCAUGGCAUUGUGUGAAGGUCUCCAAAUUCCAUGCUUUAAAUUAAUUAUCUUUGGACUCAAAUCAAAAUCUGUAGAGAUAGAGAAAAUGUGUCUAUAUACACAGACAUAGCCAUACAAUUUUUUUUAGAAAUCCCAGAAUUAUGAGAAUAUACUUAUUUUUUUAAAAGGUUGACCUUAUAAGCUGAUUAAAACUUUCAAAAAAUACAGCCUUAGAAUCUUGAAUAUCUUAGAUUCAACUAACCAGAACCCUAAUAAUGUACAUUUUCCACAUUCAGUCAUUAGGGAAAAGAGGCAAAUGGCAAACACAUGUAUACAUAUGUGUGUGUGUAUAUGUAUCCUUAUACAUUAAAGUAUUAAAAAAAAACAGUCAAAAUAGGUUCCAGGGCAUACCCUGGGGCUCAAUACACAUUCAUCCCAAUCUUUUCCAUUAUCUAAGUUAGCAGACCUGUGGAAUGAGAAUUGAUGUACAGAAUGACAACUUGGAUAGAUCACCAAAGGACCUGGACUCAAGAAGACUCGAAUUUUAACUCAAUCUGUAUUUACUAUCUGUGUCAUCCUGGAAAAGUCAUGUAAUCUCUGUCAGCCUCAAGUUUCCUUUUUUAAAUAGAGAUUAUCAUAACACCUAUCUCAUAGGAUUGUUAUGAGGAUCAAGAUACAAAGAGCAAAUCAUAAAGUGUAAGUGAUUAUUAUUAGGUAAGUGGAUUUGUACAUUUUUAGGAAGAUUUCCACCCAAAGAAUUGGGAGGGGGGUGUUUUCCGGUUAGAACUUGAUUAAAUUUAAGUAGAAUGUCCUAUUAAUAGAGGUCUCCAGGUUUCACUUUAUUACAAAUGUAAAAAAAAUCAUAUAUAUACAUAUAUAAAUGUGUGUUUAUAUCUAUGUAUAUCAAUUAGAUCCUUUAUGUAUUCUUUUAUUGGCUUUGUAAAUUUCAUGUGUAAAUCUGUAUAACAUUCUAGAAUUUCUAUUUCAUGAGCAGUGGAAUUAAAUAAACACUAUGAACCCAUUAAAAACUGAUUUUAUUA
Antechinus flavipes (yellow-footed antechinus) is the source of this 8900-nucleotide messenger RNA. It is a transcript of the gene GRK7, whose product is annotated as G protein-coupled receptor kinase 7. Gene Ontology annotation, biological process: protein phosphorylation; signal transduction; regulation of signal transduction. The coding region runs from base 4788 to 6428 and encodes 546 amino acids. Gene Ontology annotation, molecular function: ATP binding; rhodopsin kinase activity. The record is from RefSeq and is a predicted model, not a curated record. Gene Ontology annotation, cellular component: cytoplasm. The transcript has 4 exons. Lineage: Eukaryota; Metazoa; Chordata; Mammalia; Dasyuromorphia; Dasyuridae.